Molecule: messenger RNA, 5958 nt
Organism: Hyposmocoma kahamanoa
Lineage: Eukaryota; Metazoa; Arthropoda; Insecta; Lepidoptera; Cosmopterigidae
Exons: 5
Coding region: 269-5620 (1783 amino acids)
Source: RefSeq, a predicted model, not a curated record
AACGCAGCCGCUCACCGCGACUAUAGUCAGUUAACCGCGCAAGUCCAUGUUCAAACGCCGAACGUUGCGCGAGAGUAAACAACGAUUUUUUUAAUACACCGUCUAACGUAUACGUUGGAGUUACGUUAUUGUUAUCGGCAUUUUGAUAAGGCUAUUUUUGUUGGACCUGGCUUGUGAGAGUUUGUGCAGAAAAAUGGAUAAGAAAUAUCAUUAACAGUAAGGGUUGUUCCCGAUUCCAGAGUACCCGGAGUUAGAGGCGGGCCAAGGCAUGUGGUCAGCCGCCCUCGAAGUAAUCUUGACGACCCUGCGAUAUCUGGCACCGGCGACACUGCUAACGCUAUUCUGGGGUCAACAAAGUUUCCUGUUCAAGCUAUUGAAGAGCGUCGACUCUGCUUUUAGAGCUAUCGUAUUUUCAAGCGAAGGACAAAAGCAAGAAGUGUUGCAAUGGCUGGCGGAAGCCGGACCCGUGCGAAUCGAACACCUAGAGACUGUGUGGCGGCACGGGUGGAUCCUAUGUGGUGUGUUAGACUCCGCACUGCCAGGCGCCUGCGCCGGACAUCCACCUACGAGGCUUUCUUUGAAACAUGCUCAAGCGAUCGCUGAUCAUUAUCUUGGCGUUGAACCCGUCUUCUCCCGUCAAGAACUAGAAUCCAAUGGCGCUUUAAGCAGACAUCAAGAAUGGAAACUAGCUACAUACUUAGAUCGAAUUCGACAAGCUCUAGCCAAAUUAACACCUCCGGUUUCUAAACCGCAGUCUCAAAGAACUUCACCAGAAGCCAUUCAAUUUACACUCGACUUUAUAGCCAAAGGGUCAGGCCUGAUAGCAGCCCAAGUCAAAAAUAAAGCGCAAUUCAAGGUAUGCCCGACGUCGCAGCAAUCUCUAGAUCCAGGUGAAAUAACAAUUCUCAUAAGAGGUCCAAAAGACACCUACGGAAUGAGCGUGAUACCUCCAGUUUUGGGAAAGGCUCAACUAAUCAGGAAGAAGUUGUUGGGGUUGCAAACAAAACCAAACUUGACGGAAAAUGCUUUACCUAUUACUCAAGGAACGACGUACUUAAGAAACUACGGAAAGAACGACAUGACUAAAACCUACUAUAUUCCGAAAUCACAGUACGAUAUUAACAUCGAAACAGAAACUUCAAUAGAUCAUGCUAAAAUAAGCUACACUGUAAAUUUAGAAGGCAAAUACGAGAUUUAUAUUACCAGUCGAGGUCAAAAUAUUGUUGGAUCACCGUUUACAGUAACUGCUGCGAAUAAUGUAAUAGAUAUUUUUGAGAAAGAUAAUGAAUGGUUGGAGCAUGGGGAAGAAAUUGACAUAGUGGAUGUUAAAACUGACAGAAAAGUUAUUCUAAGAAUAGUUGAUUUUGUCACAGAAAAGAUGUUAUUGAAUGAAAAUGGUGUCUUAGAAAAAAUAAGCGACGACGAUGCGAAACUUUUGAUGUCCACUGACGGGCUUGAUGCGAAAACCGAUCUAAACGACAGAAUAAAAAAGGCUAUAAAAACUAUAAGCACCAAAUCUAAAUCAAAUGGCUUUAAAGAAACUGCGAGAAAAAUAGUGCAAAUGAACAGAGUCUGCAAUGUCAUGAAAGGCCUUGUUGCUCAGAAACCUAAAAAAACAAAGAAACAAAAUAGUCUUGAGCAAUCAAAUGAACGAGAUGCAGCUUUUUCUCGCCCAAGAAGCCAGCAAGAUGUCCCAGACAUAGUGAAUUCUACCUUCAGUGAUAUGAAAGUAAACCCAUUCGUUACUGAAAAACGAGAUAAGUUUAUUGUACCUAAAAACAUAACUGUCUCUCUUUAUACUGAAAAAGCAAUGCCUUUGUAUGAAGACAAUAUUCGGAAAUCCUCUACCGACCUGAAUAAUAGUCCUUUGACUCUGUGUACUAAUGAUGAUGCAGCAGAUAGUCUAACUAAUUAUAGUGAAUACCAAGACCAAACCCAAGAUAACAUUUUAACAGGUAAAGCGAGGACCUGCAGCAACCCUUUCUUAACCGAAAUGUGUAUCCAAGACUAUGCAAUUGAAAAGGAAUUGCGUUCAUUUGUAAACACGGAAUAUGAGACAAAUAAUUCGCAACACGAAGAAACUGAAGAUGGUCCUAUAAGGAUCAUAGUGGACGAACAAAAGAGCGAGUCUCCAUCUCCUAUUAACAUGAACCCUUUUUCUGAACCUGAUGUGAUUCUGGAAAGACCAAAAACACCAAUCCUUAAAAUAAUUACUGGAGAAGUUAAAAACCGUGAUGGUUCAGUGUAUAUCGAUCCUGAAACAGAACGAUUCACCGAUGAAAUACUUGCAAAUGAGUUUAUAAAUCCCUUCUUUCUUCAUCGUCACCAAAGCCAAAAUGACGAGACACUACCUAUAACGGAUUUUAUUAUAGGUGCGCCAGUAUCUUUGCCCCCCUUAAUCAGAGCAACAACACCCGAACCACAUAUGGAAUCAUUACUAAUUACUAGUCAAGAAAACACAGCAGUACUUGUGGACGAUUGUGGAAUCAAGCAAGACAGCAUCAACAAAGAAUCUGCGUCCAUCUUUUCAACGCCAUUACAUUGUAACAAGAUCAAAAUAAAUGAAAUUAACACGGAAGAUAAUCACCAUUCGCCAAUUUCCUCAACGUUCCAUAGUUUAGACACGAACACAGCUAAUACCGACAAUAUAGAAAUAAUAAGCUUACCUAACAUCAGCGAAUAUCAAGAGAGCUUUGAAAUAGAUACACAAUUUGCGAUGGAUGAAACUGUUAAAAAAGAUAUCUGGGAUUCAGCAUACGUAAGUAUAGAUGACAAUAACAGUUCACCAGAUAGCAACAACAAUGAUAACCAAUUGUGUGAGAUAACUAGUAAGCAAAGAUUUUCUCUUAGCGACGACAAUUUUGAAAUUUCUAACAUGGGCCCAGCAGAACGUGAAAUAUGGCAAAGUUGCGCAGAACUUCAAGAUAAUCCACCAAAACAAUACGACGAAGUGAAAAUUAGUAGGUGGGAAGUCAAGAGGCCCGCAUUUACUCCAAUACUAGAAGAGAACGAUAGAAGUAUGUCGACAGGUUUGAAAGAGACUACAAGAUCUGAUACAACACAAACGGUUGACACGGCAGUGGCAUUUCCUGAACUACGGGAUAAGUACGGAAAAUACCUUACUAAUUCCGAUUGUAUUUCAACUGAUUUCAAAGAAAUUACGAUCUCAAACAAAUUUGUCACAGAUAUGACUAAAAGAUACGAAGCGAGUGUCGAUUCCGCAUCUGAAUUACCAGAUGUGAAAAGACACGCGAAGGAAUUAGAAGGUAAGAUUUCUGAGGUUCAGGCAAAUGUCACUGAAUCUGUUUCAGUAAGUCAGACCCUUCAAAAAUAUGAAAACGAGGUACCCAACAAUCAAGGAGUUCUAUUUGGAGAUAGUAACAAAAGCAAUAUUGUGUUAGAAAAGAAACAAUAUUGGGACAAAAAAAUACAAGAAAUUGAAGCCAUGUCAUUAGAGGAAAAUAAAUGUCAACAAAAGCGAAAACGGGUUUCUGCAAGACAUUUAAGGAAUAACGAUUCAUUAACCAAGCGCAGAGGAAAACAAAUUGUCAAAAAUUUCUUAAACGCAAGUGAUCAACAAACAACAAUGACCGAGGCACAGAUACCAAUCAGAUCAAGUCCUUCAAGCCCUGAUUCUCAAACAUCUUUAGAUGAACCUAUGCCCGACGUGAAACUCGUUGACAAAUGGAAAAAAUAUUGGGAUAACAAACUUGAUACCGAAAAAGAUGUUGAAUCUACUCGUUUCAGCGCAAAAUCUCCUAAAAACAAAGAAACGCGUGUAUCACAACAGCCGAAAUACAAAAACGAAGAUACUGUUGAGACGCGCAAGGAACGAUUUGAAAGUAUUACACCUUCGCCCGUCAAGCAAGAAUUACCCGAAGAGGUUUUUAAGGCGUUUGAAACUAGCCCUAAAAGAUUUUUCGGGACAUCCAGGAAACAAAUCCUAAAUAAAAUUGACACUUUUUUAGGAAAGCCAAGCACCCCAGACGAAUCAUCGACAGAAGUUAGCGGUGCUGCCCAUCACGACAUCGGUUUGGUUUCUAGUAGAAUUUCUUUGUUCCAUAAUAUCUCGCAAACAGAGGAGGUAGCUUGGAAGGGAAGAAAAUGUCAAUCCAUGCAUAAUAUUUUCCAACGAAAAGAAAGCAAAAUAAGCAAUAUUUCUGAUGGAAACACGUUUGUAAACGAAGACAAAACAAUUGAUGAAAACGACUCCAAACUACUCGAAGUUACUACUCCUAAUAUAAUGAACAUUAUUGAGACUAAUGCGUUUAAUGUUUCUCAUAAAGACAAAAGCUCUCAAAUGUUAAAUAAAAUUAAAAGUUUCAAAGAGACUACUAAUCAGGACGAGAAACCAAUUCAAGAAUUAGCACUGGAAACACAAACACCUUGUGUCUCAAAAGUUAUAAGCCAAAACAACAGCGCCAGUAAAGUUCAUGGAAAAAGCAAUCCUAUUGCAAUACUUAAAAAGUCGUCCUUCAGCAAAUCUGAAAUGGAUAUUUUCAAGAAAUUUGAACCAAAGCACGAAGAAGACGAUUUCGAUAAAUACAAGUCAUGUGAUGAGUUGCCAAGAAUCAAUGUUAAAAAUUUCAUAACAUUAUAUGAAAGCGUAUCAAAGACUGACAUCAAUCAGCCGGUCAUCAAAUCGAAUUUGAAGAAACUUAACGGUACAUCGUCAGGCCCUGUUAACAAAGGUGGUUUACAACACUUCUCUACGAGACAAUUUUCAUCACUUGACGAACAGACUAACAGUAUGUCGGCUAUUGAUCUGAGGCCAUCAAACAACAGUCGGCUGAACAAAAACUUUGGGAGUGAAAUCUUUAAUUCCAAGAACGUCUCACCUGACGUAAAUAAAACUGAUCUACAAAAAUCUGAAACAGAAAAUACUUACGUCAGUCUUUCGGAUAUAGAAUUAGAAAUAGUGGAAAAGGGUGAGGAGCCUAUGAAAGAGGAGAUAAAAAAAGAUUCAGAUAUUAGUCAUACUGACUACAAAACACGAUUCAAGAUGGCUAAGGAGUUCUUCCAAUCAAUGGAUGAGAUUAGAGAAGUCAACAAAUCUAAGAAACUAAAUGAAUGCGAGAUGUUGCUGUUAAAAACUUCGAUAGAGUCCACAGAAUCUCCAGAACCAGAGAAAGAAAAUAAACAACAGAAAAAGAAAAGCAACAUAAAAAAGUCAUACUCAUUGCCGUCAUCCGAAAUGUCCAAAUACUGGAAUAAAGUUGUCAAGAUCUCUGAAAAGUUCAAUGUAGACGAUCUUUUCAACGAUGUUAUGAAAGGCAGACUGAGUCGACAGGGCAGUUUGAGAGGCAUACCCCAUAAGAAAGCAGUUCUUGAGACUUUUAAAUCUAUGGAAAGUCUAACCGAUAACAAAAUGAGCCCUUAUGAAAUGGCAGUACUACAGCUUCAAGACUUUGCUGAAGAGAACCAGAUUAAAAAUGCUCAGACGUAUUUAACCGAAUAUCCUUACUUGCCGACUACAGAUCCUUCUAAAUAUCAGUCUAGAUUAGAUACUAAAGCUUCAGGUCUUGUUACUUUAAAAGAAUUAAAGAAAAUUAAUCAAAAGCCUAGAAGGAACAGUGUGCCAGAUUUAAGAUUGAACACAAAAUUCACGGUUAAUUUAUAAUUACGUUUUAAUUCAGUGACAUUGUUUAAGGUCCUACACCGGUGUUCGCAAGUCAGGUCCGAAGAGGAAGACGUAAGAGAUAGCAACAAUUUACCAACUUAGGACCUAGAUUUUAGGAAAUAAAAAUGACAGUAUUUGCUAGUACCUAAAAGUUAGUGUAAUACUCAGUUUUGAUGUCGCUAAAGUUUAAUUUCUUUCAUUCAUUUUGUGCUGUUGUUUAAGAAUUUAUGUUUUCAUACUUAAUGUAUUAUUUAAAAAUAGUACGGUUAGGCUAAAGCUCAUGUACAAUUGUACAGACUCUGAAUCUAAUUGUUAAGUUUUAAGAAUAAUUAAUAUCC